AUGGACGUGCGCGUGAAGUACGAGAUCGCCGUGCUGCGCUGCCUGCGCCCGCACGUGAGCGCCACCGUGAUCUCCGCCGUGGUGCUCGCCAAGCACGGCGUGGACGUGUCCCCCCGCAAGGUGCAGAAGAUCGCGCGCGAGCAGCGCAAGUGGAUCAAAGCGGGCGGCACCCCCGCGGGCAGCAUGGAGCUGGUGCGACUGGAGGACGAGGUGGCCGCGUGGGUGCUGAGGGAGGAGCAGGAGAAGAAGAGACAGGCGACGGUGGAGCGCAUUCUAGCGCGCGCGCAUGCUCUCGCGCCUAAGUACCUAGCGGGGGUGAAAGCCCCCCUGACGCAGAAAUGGGUGUCGGCGUUCAUGCGGCGCUAUGGGCUGCUGCUGCUGCCGCUCACUGAGAGGGCACCGGGUGGGGCGGAAGGGGCAGGGGAGGAGAGUGAGAGCGGGGGUGAGGACUGUGGGGAUGAGGAUGGGAGGCAGGGCGGGGUGGGGAAGGGAGGUGGCAAGGGCGCGGGAGAGAGGAGCACGGUGAAGGGCGGGAAAGGAUUAGUGGGGCGGGGAGGGGAUAUGAGUGCAGUGCAGGGGGUGGUGGUGAAAGUAGAGGCGGACGAGGAUGGGCAAAAAGGGGGUGUGCGGGAUGCUGGUGGUGAUGGCUGUGGCGAAAUGAACGUGGUUUGUGCUGGGGUUGAUAAACGGCUUUCGCAGCACGGCAGGGAAGGUGAGAGGACUUUGCAGGGUGGUGGUGGCAAUGGUGGUGGCAAUGGUGGUGGCAAUGGUGGUGGCAAUGGUGGUGGUAGUAGUGGUGGUUGCGGCGGUGGUUACGGCGCUAGUGGUGUGCGGGAUGCAGGGAAGGGGCGGAAGGGAAGUGGUUGGAACAGGCCGGCUGUCUACAAGGCUCAAGCAAACGCUUGGGACAUAAAUUGGGCGAGAAAGACAUGGGUGAGUGGCUGGGAGGACGGCGAGUGCGAGGGCAGUGAGGAGAGCGAGAGUGACAGCUCAAGCAGCGAAGAGGAUGAGAGUGAGGAGGGGAGUGAGGAGGAGAGGGCACAGGAGAGCGACGAAGGGGCGAAGUUAUACAAAGGAGGGAAGGCGGGAGUGAGGGGGGGGGAGGAGCGACUAGUGGAGGUGGAGGUAGGGGACCGGCACUUUGACACGGUGCUGGCUGCUGCAGAGCACGCAGCGAGGGAGACGGUGAGGGAGUUCCGGCGAGACGUGGUGGAGGAAGCAGUGGUGGACUCGGAGGUGCUGGUGAAGGGACCCGUGGGGCGCGGCAGCAUGGUGUGGGCGCACCACCUCGACGUCAUGAGCUCGCGCAUGGGCAGGCGCAGGCGUGCUCCCAAGGGGGAUGGCAUCGGGGAAGGGCACGAGGGACCCGGGAAGAAGGACGGUGCAAGGAGGCACAAGGACCUUGCUGCCAGCGACCAGAGCGUGGACAGGGACGAUGCCGAGGGGCUCAUGUGCCUGUGGCGCCCUCCACGGCACAAGCGCAGCAAGGGGGCAGGCGAGGGGCCAGUGGUACUGGAAGGGAUCACGCUCAGCCGUGUGCGUGCGCUGUGCCUCGUCGUGCAGGCUCGGCCGGGCGUGCGGCUGAAGUCGAUCCUGAAAGCAGUGAAGCAGGCGUGGAACGUGCAGCUGAGCCCCAACGUGCUGUUUGCCAUCCUGUGUGAGCGCCGGCGCUGGCUGCAGCUGCCGGUGGGUCUGAGAGUGGCGAUGCUGAAGAGGCCGCGCAUCAAGGCAGUGCGGCUGCUGGAGGUGGCCCUGGCGCGGUGGCUGGAGGACAUUGGCGCUGCCAUCAAGAUCUACUGGGAACACCUCUCCUGGCCUGCGCUCCCCUCUUCCACUGCUGCGCUGCCUGCUGGGAGAGGCAGGGGAAGCACGAGGAUGCAGUAUGUGAUGCGGAAAGAGGUGAUUAUCGAGGUGGCGAGGCGGAUUGGGCCGCUGGUGGGAGUGCUUCCGGAGUUCAAGCUGUCGUACAACUGGUGCUCGAAGCUGGUGCAUGCCGUGGAUGCAUGCCGCGCCAUGCUGUGGCAGCACGUGUGGCAGCAGGAGGGGGAAAGAGCAGUCCCAGCAGUGAGGGGGAAAGAGCAGCAGAGGCCAGCCAGGAAGCGACAGAAGAAGUGGCGAACAGCACAGACAGAGGUGGUGUGGACAAUGGAGGCGUCGGCGCACACAAAGCUGCUCUCCACAGCACGACAGAGGGACAGGCGAGACACACAGCAGGAGCAGCAGAAAGCAGAGGCAGCAGAGUGGGCAGAAGGGGCAGUGGAGUCAGCAAUAGAGGCGGGCAUCGACCUGCAGGAGUGGGCGGAUGGGCGCGACGUGAGGGCGCUGCUGCGCGCCCUGGACGGGGAGAGGUGGCGCGUGCGCUUGCGCGUGCGGCAGGGCCACAAGUGGUGCAAGUGGCUCCAGAUGCUCCCGCAGGAAAGUGGCAUGGGGGGAACGGGGCAGGGGGGAUUCGUAGGGCAGGGUGCGGAGGGAGAGGGGGGUGGGGUGGCAGGGAGUGGUGCUGGAGGGGGAGAGGGGGCUGGGGGAGGGGAAAGGGUUGCUAGGAGGGAUGGUCGAGUGUGGAGGAAUUUCUUGUUCAACACGCUGUACUACUAUGACCCUCUGGAGGACCGGCCUGGGAAAGGCGGGCGGCGCGGAUGGAAGGAGGAGGAUGCGGAGUGGAGGAGGCGGGUCAAGGCAGGUGAACUGGAUGGAGGAAGGAAGAUUGGAAAAGACGAAGGAGGGAACACGGAAGGAGAAGGUAGGGAGUGUGAGAAUGUUGCUGGUGGUGAGGAGGGAGUGGAAGAGAGGGGCAAGGAAGACGAGGAUGAAGAGGAGGGUGAUGGAAAUGAUGAGGGCGAGGAUGAUAUAGUAGAUACAGUGGUAGGGAGGGCCAAGGUGCAGGAUAGCAGUGAGAGAGGGCGGAAGGAGAGGGGAGGGGGGAAGGGACAGAAGAGGAAGGUUACAUGGGGUGGUGUAGCUGAUGUGGGGUGA
Messenger RNA from Closterium sp. Yama58-4, 2973 nucleotides. The record is from the annotation of a GenBank genome assembly. Lineage: Eukaryota; Viridiplantae; Streptophyta; Zygnematophyceae; Desmidiales; Closteriaceae.